This is a messenger RNA of Daldinia caldariorum, 2405 nucleotides long. Its product is annotated as glycosyltransferase family 22 protein. Gene Ontology annotation, biological process: GPI anchor biosynthetic process. NCBI's taxonomy places the organism in Eukaryota, Fungi, Ascomycota, Sordariomycetes, Xylariales, Hypoxylaceae. The transcript is spliced from 5 exons. Bases 230 to 2125 code for a protein of 631 amino acids. Gene Ontology annotation, cellular component: endoplasmic reticulum membrane. Gene Ontology annotation, molecular function: alpha-1,2-mannosyltransferase activity. The record is from RefSeq and is a predicted model, not a curated record.
AUACCCGAUACGGACAGCUCCGAGAAAUCCCAAAUCUGGAUUUGAAGAAUUGCUGCUAACUACCUACCUACCUAAGAUACCUAACACAUCAAAAUGCCAGGUAGCCUUAACUCGUCUGGCCGGACAUUUAUAUAUUAAUAUUUUCACUUUUCAAUUCUUGUCGUUCCUUAGAAGUUGACUAGACUGAAAUGGGUGGAUGAGAUUCAAAUAAGACCUUCGAGACCUGAACAUGAGCUCAGGGAAGAAAAAGACAGACGCCGGGGCAUCCAGCGCUACAAAAAGCACUACUAAAAACCAUGAAAUUACCGUAGGUGCUGUUCAAGCUAAGGAUGCUCUGGCGGUUAUAUUCGCUGUCCGUAUUAUAAAUGCUCUCUGUGUUCGCACCUUUUUCCAACCGGAUGAGUAUUUUCAAGCUCUCGAGCCAGCUUGGAAUCUGGUAUUCGGAGAAGACAGCGGAGCAUGGCUGACCUGGGAAUGGAAGCAUCAGCUUCGCUCGUCUGUCCACCCUGCUGUGUUUGCCAUUGGAUAUUGGAUCGUCCAAAAUUUCCAAGGUUCAAAGAUGCAUCCAGUGACCAAAACUAAAUGGCUUCUUGCAGCGCCUAAAGUCUUACAAGCAGGCUUCGCUGCCUUGAGCGAUUGGUAUUCGUGGAGACUUGCAGAGAGGCUAUAUGGUCGAGGGAGUGCUGCUGCCUGGUCUGUUCUUUUGAUGGCAUUGGUCAACCCCUGGCAAUGGUACACAUCAACAAGGACAUUCUCAAACUGCUUCGAGACUACCCUGACGGCCAUGGCCCUCUAUUAUUGGCCCUGGGAAAUUCUAGGUACGGAGGACGACGAGAAUGUCGAGUCCAAGCAUUCAUCAAUUCCUAUCCUCCAGACCUGGGGUCAGAUUAAUAAUCUUCGAUUGUCUUUGAUACUAGCUGCAUUCGCUGUUCUCUUGCGGCCAACCAAUAUCCUAAUAUGGGCGGCUAUUAGUACCCUCACAUUAACAAGGGCGACACUCAGUGGGAAAUCACCGCUUACUCUAAGGAACUGCUUUAUGAUCUAUAGGGAGGUGGUAUUUUGCGGGUCAUUUGUUCUCGGACUAUCUUUAUUGGCCGACCGCCUAUACUAUGGAGAGUGGACAUUCCCCCCUUUAACCUUCUUGCACUUCAAUGUUGCGCAGGACCUCGCAAGCUUCUACGGGGAGAAUGACUGGCAUUAUUAUCUCUCUCAGGGUAUACCAUUGCUGGGUACUACGAUAACCCCGUUCAUCCUGAAAGGCAUAUACAGGUCUUUAGACUCGGAAAAUUUGACUUGGCCAGUCGUAACAUCUAACGCCCUUAAAGCACUAUCCUUCGUCGCCUUCACAAACAUAUCUGCCUUAUCAUUUGUUUCCCACAAGGAAGUUCGUUUCAUCACGCCGCUUCUUCCAGCUUUCCAUAUCUUGGCCGCACCCUACGUCACGUCCUUUUUCACCGCACUAAAAAAUGCUACCUCUACUAGUUCGUCACCAACUUUGGGAUGGAAGCGGACCCCUUUGCUCCUAGCGGGCCUUCUCGUGAAUGCCAUCAUCGGCGGUUAUCUCUCAUGGCUCCAUGCCGCCGCACCCAUAAAAGUGGUGAACUACCUGCGUAGCGAGUUUGAAAACAUUCAUCCUAAGCACCUCGCGAUCCCGCAACCGGCAAACGUAUCCGUGGACGAGGAUUUCUCGCAAGAGCUCUUUGCGCUCUUCUUAACGCCUUGCCACGCCACGCCGUGGCGCUCUCACCUGGUCUACCCGGCGCUGCGCGCGCGCGCCCUAACCUGCGAGCCGCCCCUCCACACCGCCCCGGGCUCCCUCCAGCGCCAAGUGUACCAAGACGAGACGCGGCGCUUCUACGCGGACAAGAUCGGCUUCUUGAAGGAGUUGUGGCCUCGAGACGCUCCUGGCGAGGACAUGGCUAGGUAUAUCGUUGGGUACGAGGACAUCGGCCCAGCCCUAUACGAGUAUUUUGAUCCCAUGGGUCCCGGUGGUCGACAUAGAGUCGAACUGGUGCGAGUGUGGGAUUCAUGGAAUGGGCUCUUCACGGAUGACGAUAGAAAGUCGGGACGCUUGGUCGUCUGGGCUACGGGGUUUUAUGAUAAGGUGUCGCCCAUAGAACCGUAAACUAGAAUAGUUCAUCGGAGGCUAUUUGACAAUUUGGAUAUUGGAAUGAGUCAAUUGCACCUCAAUUGCACCCAACCUAAAAUGUUUCCCAUCAUCGGUACCUAAUAUAAGACCACCACUACUACGUGACAUGUGGCGUAUUAGUAUACUGGAGCAACGAAGUUUGGCGACGCAUAUUAUGGAUUCAUGUACCUAGUUCUGGACGAAUUCGGCAUUGGUCUACUGAUUACUACAAGUGAUUCCGCAAUCAAUGCACUCAUUAAGCGCCGACGAAUUACCU